Messenger RNA from Dermacentor andersoni, 574 nucleotides. NCBI's taxonomy places the organism in Eukaryota, Metazoa, Arthropoda, Arachnida, Ixodida, Ixodidae. The record is from RefSeq and is a predicted model, not a curated record.
AUGGCGGGUGCAUCGCAGAGCAGUGAGGUGCAACACAGUUACCAGCGGCGGUCGCGCAUUCCGCGACCUCCAAACGCCUUCAUGCUGUCCGCACAUGGAAAGAGGCGAUCGGUGGCCGCUGAGAACCCGAACGAAAACAACCAGCGUGUGAGCAGCCGCCUGGGCAAGCUGUGGCGUUCUCUCAGCGCCGCCGACAAGCAGCCUUACCAGCGCGUGGCGGCCGCAGCUGCCGCUGUCCACCAAAGGAAGUACCCGGGCUACAUGAACAAUCAACGUGAGGCCCAGCGGUGCAAGGGGCAGGAGCGCAUGACUAAGGGGCAGCAGCCGAGCAUUUCCAUGGCCGCGGCUGAGGAUCGAGACUCGCCGGAGUUCCAGCAGCAACAGCAUCCGCCUCCGCCGCCUCAAAGAAACGAACGGCGGGCAACCAGUGCUGCCCGGGGCAGUGAUUCGUGCGCUCCUAAGGGAAUGACGCUGCCUAGGCCGUCGGCCACUUCCGCGGCCGCGGCGUCGGCUCGAUCGGGUGAUCGACCCUACAACGUGCCCUGGUUCCCCGGUCAUCUACCACCGUCAGUGG